AUGGGAGAGAGCAUGUCCAAGAGGCUGAGGCUGCAGCUGGGCGCUGAGGCGGAGAUGGAGGAGCGUGCCUUCGCCAACCCCUUCCCGGACUACCCGGCGCACGGCGCCGGCGCCGCCAGCGGCGCGGAGGCGCCGCGGGACAGGGCGUCCCUCGCCCCGCAGGAGGAGCCCUUCCCUUUCGGCGCCGACGGGAAGGUCAGCUCUCAGUUCACAAAACGGAUCCAGACAAAAAUCAAGGACCUUUUGCAGCAAAUGGAGGAGGGACUAAAGACAGCAGAUCCACAUGACUGCUCCGCCUAUACUGGCUGGACUGGCAUUGCCCUUUUAUAUCUGCAGCUGUACCGUGUCACGAAAAACCAGAGCCACUUGCAGCGAGCUCUUGAUUAUGUAAAGAGAAUCCUUCGCAAUCUGAAUGGCAGAAGAGUCACUUUUCUCUGUGGCGAUGCCGGUCCCUUGGCAGUGGGUGCAGUGGUUUAUCACAAGCUGAAAAUUGACAAUGAAUCUAAAGAAUGUAUCGCCAAGCUGUUGCAGCUCCAGAGGACAGUGAUAAGCACUGAUGCUGAACUGCCAGAUGAGCUGCUUUAUGGCAGAGCGGGUUACCUCUAUGCCUUGCUCUAUCUGAAUACAGAAAUUGGUCCUGACACUGUCCCUCAAUCUGCUAUCAACGAGGUAAUAGACUCCAUCAUUGAGUCAGGGAAGAACUUUUCCAAAGAGGAGCGUAAAACAGACCGCUGCCCUCUGUUGUACCAGUGGCACAGGAAGCAAUACGUUGGGGCGGCCCACGGCGUGGCUGGCAUCUACUACAUGCUCAUGCAGCCAAUUGCAAAUGUGGAUCAGGAGACCCUGACGGAGCUGGUGAAGCCGAGCAUUGACUACGUGCGACAUAAAAAGUUCCGGUCAGGGAACUACCCGUCAUCGCUGAGCAAUGAAACGGACAGACUGGUUCACUGGUGCCACGGUGCCCCUGGAGUCAUCCACAUGCUCAUGCAAGCUUAUAAGACCUUCAAGGAAGAAAAAUACUUGAAAGAUGCUAUGGAGUGUAGCGACGUCAUCUGGCAGAGGGGCUUACUGAGAAAAGGAUAUGGGAUCUGCCACGGUACUGCUGGCAAUGGCUAUUCCUUCUUAUCUCUCUACAACCUAACUCAGGACAAAAAGUACCUCUACCGAGCUUGCAAGUUUGCUGAAUGGUGUUUGGAGUAUGGUGCACAUGGAUGUCGUAUUCCUGACCGGCCUUAUUCCCUCUUUGAAGGAAUGGCUGGAGCUAUUCACUUCCUGUCAGAUAUUUCRGUACCGGAGACUUCCCAGUUUCCAGCGUUUGAACUUGGACCUCAGAGGAGGGAAAACAAAGCAGAACAAGAUAGCUAAGGAAUUGUUUUGGAAGGAAGCUAUUGCCAAAAGCGACGAGACUGUUUUGUGCCUCUGAUACUGAAGCAACUCGAUCUUGACAGAUGGAUUACACCUCCUUUUCCCACUCCCCUCUGCCCCAAAGGACCAUGAAAUCACUAGAGCAUGGAUGAGAAGAAGCCAUGUUUAAGUUCUGUUAGUGACACCUUCACAUGUAGGACAAAAGAAGUUGAGUUUGAACUUUCUCUCUUCUGUUGCAUUUGUUGUCUUUGGGUCUUUCACAUGSUCUGCAUGUUUAUUGCUGUUGUCUGUUGAUACGAUGUCUUUUGUUGUGAGCAAAAGCUGUUCUCUGUGUGUUCUCGGUCCUGUCUCUUCACAUGUGACUGGACAGCAGUGUUGCUUUCUGCAGACUUGCUAUCCACAGAGCUCCACUUUAUGCCAGACAGUCCAGGGUAAGACUCUGCCUGGUUUGAUUUCUUCACUGGUUACUUUAAAAAGAAGAAAAAGUUACCUACAUUCAUGUUUCUGCACUUUUCUCUACAACCUCUAAAAGCUGAGGCAAAGGACAGCAACCUUGUUUGAAGAGGUGCUAUGAAGUCCCCCCAGUUUUCAGGCAUUUGAGAUUUGGUGGGACCUGUUGUUGAGCAGAGCAGGAACAGCAAGUUAUGCUUUUCCUCUCUGUUUACAUGGACUUGUGAUAAAUCCAUCCUGUGUUACACGUACACAAGGAGGUAACGAGCAGUUGUUUCUCAUGGCUGGUAACUCUGAAUGACUGUYGCUCUUGAUCCAGGGAGGUGGUUUGUUCUGUUUCCCCCCAGCCCCACUUCUCUUAGCGCAGAUAGUGUGACAGGAGCAGUAGACAUCAGCUGCUUGUAGAGACUGCCGAAAACUAAGGAACAGUGUGUUUGUUGCUAGAAAUUGUGAGUAAAGUUUAUGUCAUCUCAAAUUCAAAGCAGAARAGAAAAAAUCCUUUUCCCUUGGUCCAAACUGUGCUGUCAGUCCUCUGCUUCUCGUUAUAGUCUGGUGGUGGUGUGAAAUACUAGCUCUUUCCUCUGCUAUCAAGGUGUUACUCUAUUCUGCCUCCAUGCUCUUGAUUUAGGAGGAGUGGAACUUGAGAACAUUUAGAACACAUUUCUGUUUUCCACRUAGUAGGUACACUUACUAUUUGAAAAAGGUAAGUGUGUGUAGUGYUUGCUCGUUUAUCCCCUGUCCUCUCCUAGCUCUCCCUGUGCUCUGUCAGUCCAGGUGCUUAUUUUAAUUGAUACCUUAUAUUGGGUGUGAYAGGCGUCAGAGACUUGGUCUGACCUUUCAGGCGUGCACUGGUACAUACAUGACCCGGGAGCCAUCUGCUGAGCUCCAGUAUUUGCAAUCAGGCUUGGAAAUGCAGCACAGCUCCUGCAUAAAUCUCUGAACAGCAGCAAGUGGCUUCCUUGAACUUUGCAAAAGAAUGUGUCGCCAAACCCAGGCGGAUGCUAAUAAUCUCCUGAUGAAGUUUUGCUAGGCAGUGACGGCAGCGCCAGGACAGGAACAGCUUAAUGUCCCCCUGUAGUGAUGUUGGACCAAAGACAGGAGAACCAGGAGAGAGUUUCCCGCUACUCCAGCAAAGGGUAGGGAUGAAGCUCUGGACCUGGCUUCAUCCAUACAGCUAAGCAUGAGGGAAGAGCCCUAAAUGCUCCAGGAAGGAGGGGAGAUGCAUGCGAAGCAGCUGCAGGAAAUGGGUUUAAGCGGUGAGGGAGGAAGUGGAGGGACUAGUGAGGAAGUUAGGGGAGCAGAUUCCAGGGUGUAAUUUGCAGCGGGUACCGGCAGGUACCAUAUCUGAUAUGUCUCUGCAGCGAGCGCACUAAGUCCGAACUCUGGAUUUUUCUUCAUCCUGUGUGUAAUUGAUCCUGCCCAUAAAUGUUCCARUGAGGAAGCUGGCCCAGGGUGAAGUCCCAUGAAAAUCUUAGCUAUGUGGGCACAACAGGGGAGGUAGAAUGAGGCGUGCUCUGCUGUUUGAUGUUCUUUUUUUUUUUUCCUUUCCUUUUUUAACAGGGAAGUGUGGUCCCCUUGUGCCACAGGGAGACCUUUUCAGUGCAUCCUGAGUAUGCGCAGUGCUGGAUGCAGAACGAGGCAGGUUGACAGGGAUUUCUUUCAUUCAGUGAUGAUAGACUUUCUUGGCUGCUGAGCUUGAAUGGCAGCUGUGGGAGGUAAUUUUGACUGACAGAGGCCCACUAAGAA
Molecule: messenger RNA, 3561 nt
Organism: Nothoprocta perdicaria
Lineage: Eukaryota; Metazoa; Chordata; Aves; Tinamiformes; Tinamidae
Gene: LANCL2
Product: LanC like 2
Exons: 9
Coding region: 1-1365 (454 amino acids)
Biological process (GO): peptide modification; carbohydrate metabolic process
Cellular component (GO): plasma membrane
Source: RefSeq, a predicted model, not a curated record